AUGGUUGGAGGAGCUCUGGAAUCUGAUCAGAUCCUGGCUAUGUUGACCUUGAACGAAGAUUUCGAUCCCAUGGCUGUGGUGGCCGAACCGCUACCUUCUCCGGUGACAAAUGGAAUCGGAGCAGACGACGAGGAGAGCCUGAAAAAGACGGAGGUUAACGGCGGAGAAAGAGAAAUGGUUCUUGGCAGGAAUGUUCACACGACUUCCCUUGCCGUAACUGAGCCGGAGGUGAACGACGAAUUCACCGGAGACAAGGAGGCUUACAUGGCUAGCGUUCUAGCCCGUUACCGAAAAACUUUGGUUGAACGGACCAAAAACCAUCUAGGGUAUCCAUAUAACUUGGAUUUCGACUACGGAGCUCUUGGGCAGUUACAGCAUUUCUCCAUUAACAAUCUUGGAGAUCCGUUUAUAGAAAGCAACUAUGGCGUACACUCGAGGCCUUUUGAAGUUGGCGUCUUGGAUUGGUUUGCUCGUCUCUGGGAGAUUGAGAGAGAUGACUAUUGGGGUUACAUCACCAAUUGUGGUACAGAAGGAAACCUUCAUGGAAUUUUAGUUGGGCGAGAGGUGUUUCCUGAUGGGAUUUUGUAUGCAUCGCGUGAGUCCCAUUACUCUGUUUUUAAGGCAGCUCGUAUGUAUAGAAUGGAGUGUGAGAAGGUUGAUACGCUCAUCUCUGGGGAGAUUGACUGUGAUGAUUUCAGACAGAAACUCAUGGCAAACAAAGAUAAACCGGCCAUUCUUAAUGUUAACAUAGGAACAACUGUCAAAGGAGCUGUCGAUGAUCUCGACCUUGUAAUCAAAACUCUUGAAGAGUGUGGCUUUUCACAUGACAGGUUCUAUAUUCAUUGUGAUGGUGCUCUGUUUGGACUUAUGAUGCCUUUUGUCAAACGCGCACCAAAAGUGACCUUCAAUAAACCAAUUGGAAGUGUAAGUGUGUCGGGCCACAAAUUUGUCGGGUGUCCAAUGCCUUGUGGUGUUCAAAUAACAAGAAUGGAACACAUCAAAGUCCUCUCGAAUAACGUUGAGUACCUGGCAUCGAGGGAUGCAACAAUCAUGGGAAGCCGGAAUGGGCAUGCCCCUUUGUUCCUAUGGUACACCCUAAACAGAAAAGGGUACAAAGGAUUCCAGAAAGAAGUUCAGAAAUGCCUGAGAAACGCGCAUUACCUCAAAGACAGACUCCGUGAAGCCGGGAUCAGCGCUAUGCUCAACGAGCUUAGCAGCACUGUGGUCUUUGAACGGCCUAAAGAUGAAGAAUUUGUGAGAAGGUGGCAGCUCGCGUGCCAAGGUGAUAUAGCUCAUGUGGUGGUGAUGCCAAGUGUUACAAUUGACAAGCUCGAUAAUUUUCUGAAAGACCUGGUCGAACAUAGAUCGGUCUGGUAUGCGGAUGGAUCUCAACCACCAUGUCUUGUAUCGGAGGUAGGAACCCACAACUGCAUCUGCCCAGCUCACAAGUGA
Messenger RNA from Arabis nemorensis, 1452 nucleotides. The record is from the annotation of a GenBank genome assembly. Lineage: Eukaryota; Viridiplantae; Streptophyta; Magnoliopsida; Brassicales; Brassicaceae.